UUCUGUGAUGCUUCUUCCUACUGCAUUGAUCCCAUGUUGGUAUUCUAUGUUUAGUCGUGUUGAGCAUCAAGUGAAUUUGUACUUUCAUGACUUCCAUUCCAAUAUGCAAUCUAAAGUUGAGAACACUGCAAAGUUCUUACAUCCAAUAAAUUCAUCAGCAACAAGUUUAGCAGGAGUUUUAAGGUUGCCCCUCAAUGAAACUAAACUCUCAUUCUCUAAGAUUGAGACUAAGGUGGCUCCUAUAUUAUUUCAAGCAUGGUCUACAAUUCCAUACUUAUCUCAAAUUUCAUAUACUGGGUUAGAAGGUCUAUAUUUCUCAUACUACACUGGUCAGAAUCAAACUCUUGCGGUGUACUCUAACUCUUCAUAUAAUCCUAGAUGGAGUGCUCCAAAUGUAAAAAGGAACCUUAAUUGUUACAUGCAACAUGUGAACCAAGAGACAGGAGAAUUAGAUGGAAACUCCAUUGAAUGCCCUCCCUUGAAUUUGGUCAAUAAAAGAUGGUUUCAAGAAGCCUUGAAUAGUACCAAUGGAUAUGCCUCAUUGGAAACUGGAUGGAAUAAUUCUGAAGAUCUUAUACUACUUAGCUCAGCUAGAAUUAAUGGAGAAGGAGUUAUCUCUCUAGGGUUCUCGGUCAAAGCACUAACCGCCCAUUUUACUGGUAUAGAUCGUCAGGAUGGGAGCUUGUAUUUGGCUACCAAAGAUGGGAAAGUGCUUAUAGAAGAGCUCAAAAACACUCAUAUGGUUCUUGUUGGUAAUAUAGUUUCUGUCCAAUUGAAGAAACCAAAUGGGGAACAAGAAGUUCUUGGGAAUGUUUCCUGUAACAUCAAAGAUGGUUCAUCAAUAGCUUCUACUUUGAAUAUUCAAGGAACAGAAUACAUGUUUUAUUGUUCAUCACUAGAUAUGGCGGGAGUCCAAUCGGUAUAUGUAUUAGCUUUCCCACAAAAAGGGUUACUCAGCCUUGUCCGCAAGAACAGGAUAGUGGCACUGGCCCUUCUUAUAGUAAUCAUCACUUCCAUGGUUGUUUCCAUUUUAAGUUUUGCGUAUAUAUUCGUUAGAGCUGCCAAGCGAGAGAUGCACUUGUGUGCUACUCUUAUAAAACAAAUGGAAGCAACUCAACAAGCAGAGAGGAAGAGUAUGAACAAGAGUCUUGCCUUUGCUAGUGCUAGCCAUGAUGUUCGUGCAUCACUAGCAGGCCUUACAGGUUUGAUAGAGUUGUGCUAUAAAGAAGCCACCUCUAUUUCUGAAUUGGAGACAAAUUUGAGACAAAUGGAUACUUGUGCAAAGGACCUACUAGGUUUACUGAAUUCUAUUCUUGAUACAAGCAAAAUCGAGGCGGGCAAGAUGCAACUUGAUGAAGAGGAAUUUGAUUUGGGCCAACUUAUUGAAGAUGUAGUUGAUUUAUAUUAUCCUGUUGGUAUUAAAAAGGGAGUAGAUGUGGUAUUAGAUCCUUAUGAUGGUUCUGCCAUCAAAUUUUCACAAGUGAAAGGAGAUAGGGGAAAACUUAAGCAAAUAUUAUGCAAUUUACUAAGCAAUGCGGUUAAAUUUACUUGUGAGGGGCAUGUAACCGUUCGAGCAUGGGUUAGGAAACCCAGUUUGCAAAAUUCAAUAAUUGCAUCUAAUCGGAAUGGUUUAAUGAAAUAUUUACAGUGUUUGUUUCGUAAGAGCAAUGAAGAAUAUAAUGAUCUAGAAGCCAUGAAUGCAGCCCAACAAGAUCCAAAUGCCAUGGAAUUUGUCUUUGAGGUUGAUGAUACAGGAAAAGGAAUCCCGAAGGAAAAACAAAUCUCAGUCUUUGAAAACUAUGUUCAAGUCAAAGAAACAGCUCUUGGACAAGGAGGCACUGGAUUAGGACUUGGCAUUGUUCAGUCUCUGGUACGUUUAAUGCAUGGAGAUAUAUCAAUUGUGGACAAAGAGAUUGGAGAAAAGGGAACUUGCUUUAGAUUCAAUGUGAUACUCAGUACACGUGAAAAUGUUAGUUGCGAUAAUGUAAAAGCAGAAGACCUUGAAAUGGCUGAUGGUACCCAUACUCCUGAACUAACUCUUAGCACACCUAGUCCUGGCUUGUGGUUACGUACUCCUAGUUCAAAGCUGACAAUUCACACAACCCCUAGCCCCAAGGUAAGGGCAUCCCAUGUUGUUCUCUUGAUUCAAAAUAACGAACGGCGAAGGACUUCACAAAGAUUUAUGGAGAACUUAGGGAUAAAAGUAUCGAUAGCAAAGCAAUGGAAACAUCUUCCAUCUACUCUCCAAAAGAUAAAACAUAACCAGAACCAUUCUCGGUACAAUUCUUCUGGAAAAUCAAUUGAUUUGAGUUCUCCAAGUGGCUACUUAAGCAGGUCUGCUUCUAAUAACUCUAGCGGUGUAGAAAAGGAUGUGCCUUUAAGUAGCAUGGAUGGUUCAGACUACAUACUAUCAGUCUUCAAUAGGACUACUCCUAAAUUUGCAUCAAGUUUCAUAUUAAUUGUGAUUGAUGCAAGUGCUGGGCCAUUCCUAGAAUUAUGUAGAAUUGUGGCUGAAUUCAAAAAAGGCCUCCAUAAUGCUAAUUGUAAGGUUGUUUGGUUGGAGAAACCAAUGAUGCAUAACAUCAACUUCAAAUGCACUAAAGAGGACCUGUUUGAUCCUAAUGAUGUCAUAAUAUCUAAGCCAUUCCAUGGUUCUCGUUUGUAUCAAGUGGUAAGACUUCUUCCUGAGUUUGGAGGUACAUUGCAAGGGAAUUUAGGCAAACUAAAAGAAGAAAGCAAGUUUCAAGCUGAAAAAGUUUCAAGAGAUCCUAGUUCAUCAAGGAGUCGGUCUUAUAUAGAGAAUUCUCCAACAAACAAACACUCAACUCAACGAGUAGAAUUACAAGAACAUGGCAGCAACAUUGAGACAACCAAGAAGAAAAUCUUGUCACCCAUUCAAACUCUAUCUCAUGUUGCGUUCAUACCAAGAAGUCCUCCGAGUAAUGGGAACCCACCAAAAGAGCAAGAAAUACAAGAAAUUGGUAACCCAAAUGAUGAUAAGCCAUUAAGUGGGAAGAAGCUCUUGGUUGCUGAUGACAAUGCACUGUUGCGCAAGUUAAUUGUUGCCAGUCUUUUAAAGCUUGGUGCAACUGUCGAAAAUUGUGUUAAUGGACAGGAAGCUUUAGAUUUGGUUUUCAAAGGUCUAAGUGAUCAAAGGGAACUUGGAGCUUCGAAGAUUCUUCCAUACGAUUAUGUCUUAAUGGAUUGUGAGAUGCCUGUGAUGAAUGGGUAUGAAGCAACAAAGCAAAUAAGGAAAAUGGGGAAGUCCUUCGGUGUUUAUAUUCCAAUCAUUGCAUUAACUGCUCAUACAUCAAGUGGGGAAGCUAACAUGGCAAUUGAGGUUGGAAUGGAUGUUCAUCUUAGCAAACCACUGAAAAAGGAACAUCUUUUGGAAGCCAUUAGAUAUAUCGAUACUAAAUGAAAAUAUGCAUAGGCAUACCUUAUCACUCGCUUAUUCUAUGAGAUAAUUGUGACUCUUUAUAGUAGUUUUGUUGUACAUGUAUUGAAAUUGUGCUAAAAUAUAGAGAAAUGCUUUAGUAUUUUGUUGGAA
Messenger RNA from Quercus robur (English oak), 3550 nucleotides. RefSeq names its product histidine kinase CKI1-like. The record is from RefSeq and is a predicted model, not a curated record. Gene Ontology annotation, molecular function: phosphorelay sensor kinase activity. Bases 8 to 3421 code for a protein of 1137 amino acids. Gene Ontology annotation, biological process: phosphorelay signal transduction system; phosphorylation. The transcript has 6 exons. NCBI's taxonomy places the organism in Eukaryota, Viridiplantae, Streptophyta, Magnoliopsida, Fagales, Fagaceae. Gene Ontology annotation, cellular component: nucleus.